This is a messenger RNA of Amphimedon queenslandica, 523 nucleotides long. Its product is annotated as PH domain leucine-rich repeat-containing protein phosphatase 2-like. Bases 34 to 501 code for a protein of 155 amino acids. The transcript is spliced from 4 exons. Gene Ontology annotation, molecular function: protein binding. The record is from RefSeq and is a predicted model, not a curated record. Lineage: Eukaryota; Metazoa; Porifera; Demospongiae; Haplosclerida; Niphatidae.
UUGCUUCAGCUCAAUGUUUCUAAUAAUCCGAUAAUGUCGAUACCUUCUCCUUUGAAGAAGCAAUCUCAGAGUAAGCCACACCCACUGGUGGAGCUAAGAGCUUGUAACUGCUCACUGAGUGGAGGCAGCAUCAAAUCAAUUAUCAGUUUGAAGAAGCUCAAGGCACUACACAUUGCUUAUAAUUCAAUCAAUGAACUACCACCAGAGUUAUUCACUUCACUGUCUGAGUUAGAAUAUCUCAAUGUUUCCUCAAAUAAACUUGAGACGAUACAAGAACCUCCUCACUCCUGCCCUCAUCUGGUCUGUCUCUUAUUGCACUCUAACAGUUUAAAAGAGAUUCCUCCAUUCCCUUUAAUGCCUGCAGUGGAGACUCUUGAUUUAUCAUGUAAUGAGCUACAGACAAUGCCACAAUUACAGAAGUUUCGACGCCUAAAGUCCCUGGAUCUAUCGCACAAUAAAGAUAUAGUCAUUGAUGUUAAAGACUUGGACCAUUUACGGUAAGAAAUUAUAUAGUGAGAAAAAA